Girardinichthys multiradiatus is the source of this 1277-nucleotide messenger RNA. It is a transcript of the gene ccdc124, whose product is annotated as coiled-coil domain containing 124. Bases 284 to 949 code for a protein of 221 amino acids. Gene Ontology annotation, biological process: transcription by RNA polymerase II. Gene Ontology annotation, cellular component: nucleus. The record is from RefSeq and is a predicted model, not a curated record. The transcript has 6 exons. Gene Ontology annotation, molecular function: transcription coactivator activity. Lineage: Eukaryota; Metazoa; Chordata; Actinopteri; Cyprinodontiformes; Goodeidae.
UAUUUUCUUGUGGAAUUUAGCGCAUUCGUGACGUCAUCUUUACGCGCGCUGCGCUGGGAGGAGGUGGCGGAUGCUUUUUCGAAACACAAAGCUGUCGUAUACCUAGAACUUGGUUUUCCUUUCACACUGAGGAGGUUCAGCAGAUGGUGAGCCGCAUAGUGACCAGAGGUCACUAACUUUCUGCAGCAUUAGCUACAGACCUCCAAACUAUAUGUGACCUUCAUAUUUGCUCAGGAACAGUGGUUUUCAUGUGUCUGAAUGCAGCUAAAAAGCAGCUGUCAGGAUGCCAAAGAAGUUCCAGGGUGAGAACUCCAAGGCAGCCACUGCCAGAGCCCGCAAGGCUGAAGCCAAGGCAGUGGCAGAUGCGCGAAAGAAGAAGGAAGAAGAUGACGCCCUCUGGCAAGAGAGAGAUAAACAUGUACUUAAAAAAGAGCAGAGAAAGGAUGACAAGGAGAAGAAGCGGUUAGAGCUUCUUGAGAGGAAAAAGGAAAACCAGCGACUCCUGGAUGAGGAGAAUGCCCGGAUAAAAGGAAAAUCUCUGAAGGAGGCAGGAUCUGAUGGAAAAGUGACUCGUGCCCAAAUUCAGGAGAUACUUCAAAAUGAGCAGCAGCAGCAACAGCCGGACAUCAACCCAAAAGAAAAAAGCCACCUGGAGACUCCUCUGGAGGAGAAUAUUAACAGGGUCAUAGCUGAAGAAGGAACUGAGGAAGCCCGAACAAUAGAGGAUGCAAUCGCUGUGCUCAGUACGGGGCCGGAAGACCUGGACCGUCAUCCAGAGCGGAGGAUGAAAGCCGCUUUUACUGCCUUUGAGGAAGCAAACAUGCCCCGACUAAAAGCGGAGAACCCCAACAUGAGGUUGUCGCAGUUAAAGCAACACCUGAAAAAGGAGUGGGCUAAAUCUCCUGAGAACCCUCUGAACCGACGUUUUGCCUCCUACAACUCGAAGUGAAUUCCUUUUCUUUAUAUUGUCGCUUGCAAACUCUGCUUAGGCAAUUUAGAGACUUGGAUUGGAAAAACGAAUAAUUUCGCCCAAAAAAUGAGUGUCACCGAGGACAUCUUCAUCAGCAAGCACCCAGUAACACCUUUUCCUGUGCCAGAGGACUUGACUGUUGUUCUUCUUCCAAAACAACCACUGUUUAUCAUGUUUGUUCACAUGGCCUCUAAUGAGGAAACUCAGUAUCUCAUAAAUUAACAUAAUUAUUUUUUAGCCCUUCUGGGAAGGUGGGAAGCCAGAUGUUUUGGGAAUAACUUAUUAAAGUUCACGGCUGAAUCAUCAA